Messenger RNA from Perkinsus marinus ATCC 50983, 375 nucleotides. RefSeq lists its product as hypothetical. Lineage: Eukaryota; Perkinsozoa; Perkinsida; Perkinsidae. Bases 1 to 375 code for a protein of 124 amino acids. The record is from RefSeq and is a predicted model, not a curated record. The transcript is spliced from 3 exons.
AUGGGUUGGUUAUGGGGAGGGAAAAAGGAGGAUAAUGGUAGUGCAGAGAAGGACAGUAAUAAGGAGGCAACAACGUCAAAGGAGGCGACAUCGGCGGCCAGAGUCGAGGAAGUUGAUCCGAAUGACGGCCGGAAGGUAGCGGAUGCUCAUAAAGAAGCUAUUCAGUCGUGCAAGCAUCUCAAGGAUCGAUACGACCAAUGCUUCAACAACUGGUACCGGCAUGCGUUCCUCCGAGGGGAUCUAGCUCUCUCUUGUGAUGAGUACUUCGAGGAGUAUCGUGCAUGCCUGGUGGAGGAUAUGGAGGCUCGAGGACUCGGCCACUUGUGUAUGUUCGGGCCGGACAAACCAGCCGAUUUUGACGAAGGCGAUGGCUGA